Chenopodium quinoa (quinoa) is the source of this 960-nucleotide messenger RNA. RefSeq names its product WUSCHEL-related homeobox 11-like. The record is from RefSeq and is a predicted model, not a curated record. Lineage: Eukaryota; Viridiplantae; Streptophyta; Magnoliopsida; Caryophyllales; Amaranthaceae. Gene Ontology annotation, molecular function: DNA binding; DNA-binding transcription factor activity. Gene Ontology annotation, biological process: adventitious root development. Bases 1 to 960 code for a protein of 319 amino acids. The transcript is spliced from 2 exons.
AUGGAAGAUCAAGCUAUCAAACAAUCCAACAAUCAUACUACUACAACUUCUAGUGAAAACAGCAGUAUCAGUACUAUUAGUUCUAAUACUACUACAUCUACUGCUACUACUAGCAGUAAAACUGAGAGAAACAACACCACUAGUGGUGAGCCUGUAAGGUCAAGAUGGACGCCGAAGCCGGAACAAAUACUAAUUUUGGAAUCCAUUUUUAAUAGCGGUAUGGUAAACCCUCCCAAGGAAGAAACCGUCCGAAUUCGGAAGCUUCUGGAAAAGUUUGGUGCAGUAGGUGAUGCUAAUGUUUUUUAUUGGUUUCAAAACCGCCGCUCUCGUUCACGCCGCCGCCAACGCCAACUUCAAGCCUCACUCGCCGCCUCUGUCACCCCCGUUGGAGGUCAGACACCACCACCGCCUCCGGUUUCUAUGAACCCGGGUUUGCUAGGUGGUGGUAGUUCUAGUAGCUUGUACGAUUUCGGGCAUCACAAUCAUCAUCACCACCACCAGAAUAGUAUUAUUAGUACAUGCACAACACCGGCUUCUUCGAGUGUUACAUGUUUUUCACCAUCAAAUACUAGUACAUCUUCUACCAAUUUUGGUGAUUGUGGUGGUGUUGUUGAUGAUAUUUUUGGUAACUAUUCUGGGCAAAUGGGAUUAAUUAAUUCUAAUCAUCAUUUGGACUGCCCUUCUUCUUCUCCGAAUCUAGAGUUUCAAUCAGGGAUUAUAACAGUGUUUCUAAAUGGAGUAGCAACACAAGUACCGGACGGGGCGUUAGACAUGAAAGCAAUGUUUGGAGAAGAAGUGAUAUUGGUGCAUUCUUCUGGUGUGCCUGUUCCAUUCAAUGAGUAUGCAAUUUCUCUUCAAAGCUUACAACAUGGAGAGAGUUACUUCCUAGUAUGUGCUUCUUCUUUGCUGUUGUUUUGUUAUUGUCGUAAUGCAUGUGUUAUGAGAAACUUCCUUUCUUAA